AUGCCAUUAAGUAAUAUAGUGGAAGUAGAGUUGUUUGACGUUAGGGGGAUUGAUUUCAUGGGACCUUUUGUCCCUUCUGAUGGAAAGAUGUAUAUCUUAGUUGCAAUAGAUUAUGUCUCUAAAUGGGUUGAAGUUGUAGCAUGUGUGAGAAAUGAUGCGAGAACCAUAAUGAAUUUUCUAAAGAAGCAUAUAUUCUCUAGAUUUGGAGCUCCUAGGGCAAUCAUUAGUGAUGAAGGUACUCAUUUCUGCAAUAGAAUGUUGGAGGAUGCCUUAGCUAAGUACCAGAUAAAGCAUCGCGUUGCCACUACUUACUGUCCUCAGACGAAUGUUCUUGCUAAAGCUAAUAACAAACAACUAAAGACCAUUCUUGAAAAAGUUGCAAGUAGGUCAAGAAAAGCUUGGGAAACAAAGUUAGAUGGCACUUUAUGGGCUUAUAGGACUACAUACAAAUCAAGUUUGGGGACGUCCCCAUAUCAACUAGUGUUUGGAAAAGCAUGCCACUUGCCACUAGAGUUGGAGCACAAAGCUUAUUGGGCUUUUAAAGAGUUGAAUUUAGAUAUGAAGGUGACUGGAAAGAAAAGAAUGGAGCAGUUGGUUGAACUUGAAGAGUUUAGCAUGCAAGCGUAUGAGAUUGUUAAACUUCAAAAGGAAAAGGUUAUGAAAUGGCAUGACAUGAAGAUCUUGAAAAGGGAAUUUGUUGAAGGAAAAUUAGUUUUACUUUCCAAUUCAAGAUUAAAGUUAUUCCUAGGAAAGAUGAAGUCAAGAUGGUCUGACCCUUUUAAGAUUGCCUAG
Lactuca sativa (garden lettuce) is the source of this 792-nucleotide messenger RNA. NCBI's taxonomy places the organism in Eukaryota, Viridiplantae, Streptophyta, Magnoliopsida, Asterales, Asteraceae. The record is from RefSeq and is a predicted model, not a curated record.